Messenger RNA from Drosophila melanogaster (fruit fly), 5079 nucleotides. It is a transcript of the gene Acf, whose product is annotated as ATP-dependent chromatin assembly factor large subunit. Gene Ontology annotation, biological process: chromatin remodeling. Lineage: Eukaryota; Metazoa; Arthropoda; Insecta; Diptera; Drosophilidae. The record is from RefSeq and is marked reviewed. The coding region runs from base 388 to 4818 and encodes 1476 amino acids. The transcript is spliced from 6 exons. Gene Ontology annotation, cellular component: chromatin; nucleus.
CGAUAACCGAUAGUUUAACGUCGAAGAGCGAUAGGCCCCAAAAUAUGCGCGUGAAAAUAGAUUGUGCGCUAUAAAAUAAACGGAUUUAGGUAGUUGGUGUUGAGGAAGCCAGCCACAAACAUAGUAGAAAUUGUCGGAAAAGUGUCGCCCGCCGACAGCUUGUAUAAUUGCGUCGGAAGUCAACGCGCGUAUCGCUGGAAAACCGUUUGCAUCGAAAGCCCCUCCGGAAAGGCGUGAAAAGUUGGGCGCCUUUUGCGCUUGUCGCUUGGCGUUGUAAAAUUUAUCAGUUGCUCCGCGGUUGUUUUUAUUGUGAACUGUUAAACGUGCACUUCGAAGGACUGCCAUUUAAACUUAAGGACAUUCAAGAGCAAAAGGAAAACACCAAACAUGCCCAUUUGCAAGCGGGAAGGAUUCGACCUGAAUCAGAAGGAGGGCAAGAACGAAACAUUCCACGACAACGACCAGGUCUUCUGCUGCUACAUCACUAAGCGCAUUUUUCGCGACUAUGAACACUACUUCCGGCACGUGAUGGUGAUCAACUCAACGGUGUGGCAGUGCGAGGCCACCGGCAAGGAGAACCUCACCUACGAGGAGGCGGUCAAAAGUGAGCGGGCGGCUCGCAAGAAGAUGGAGCAGUUCAAACAGAGCCUUCGGGCACCCGUCCUUCUGGUUGUGGAGCACGCCCAACAGUCGGCGGUCAACACCUUGAACAUGAUAGUGGCCAAGUUUCUGCGCAAGCGCUACUUUAUCGGCGAGGAGGUGUCGGUGCAAGCUAAGAAGAACGCCACGUACACGGUGUUGGGUGUCAAGUUGGACAAAAAUAUGCCGGAACCACUCAAUGGUAUCUAUGAGGACACGGACAACCUGGUCUACAGACUACGACCAAACAAGGGCGAUCCCAGUGCAGAGCUUGAUCUGCCCUUUAGGCAAUUACGUCGCUCGCGCAUGGAGUUUAACCUGGAAAACCUGAGUAUGUUUAUAAAGAGCAAUGUAUCGCGGGUGGAUGGACUUCUUCGACCCAAGCCAGAGGCAUACAAGCAGUACGUGACGGACCCUGGCGUAAACUUCUCCACAAUUUUCAUUGGCAAAAUGCCACGUUAUUCUCCCGCUAAGAUUAAAAAACCUGACGGCAAGAAGCAAUCCACUCUCAACAAAUAUAUUGUCGCCGGUGAAGCAACGGCUGCAAAGUCAAAGGCGAAGGCCAAGUCUGAUGCUAAAUCUCUGGCAGAGGAAUUGGAGCGGGUUAAGCGAGAAAAAGAGGCCAAGCUUAUUGAGUUGGAAAAACAAAAGGCGGAAAAGAAGGCACAGUUGAUUGAACGCGUUGAAAACGAAUGUAAUUUACUGCUUCAAAAGACGGACGACCUGGAGAGAACCGACCAAAAAGUCCUGCCCCGCUACAGACAGAUCGUCACAUUGCUGCCUGAGCACCUCCUGGGUGAUGCCUUCAUGAUGCGCGAGUUUAUGCACACUUACACAGGAUUGCUGUCCGGCAUCGAGGUGUUCCGUCAGAACCUCAGUUUCUACGAGAUGACACGUGCACUGACUGCUCGUGAGAUUGCGGGCCCACUAUCGGACAUCCUCCUCGUUCUGCUUGGCACUGUUUUCGAUCUGCAAAAAGAAGAGGAGGAGGAAUGCGCAGUGACCUACCUCGAUCGGGCUGCACAAACUCAGGAGCCCUAUUGGAGUAUGGCGCAGGCCGCCAAAAGUCACCUUUACGCCAAGAGGCACUUUUCCUUUAAGGUAAAUGAACUACCAUUAGAUGCACUGACUCUCAGUGAAGUGCUACGACUGCAUCUACUUGGAUCCGGAGCUUUUGUAAAUGAAAAGGCGGAGCGCUGGAGAGUCAUGUACCGGAAUGGCUACUCGUCAAAAGAAGACCCUGGUCUGGAACUACGUCUGGAACACUCGCACAUCCUGCGCAUUCUCAAAAAUCAUUCCGUAUAUCAGCUAAAGUUUAAGGAUAUAAUGCUCCUGAUUCGCUGCCUGAUGUCCCAAAUUAUGACAUACUCGGGCACGAUUAACUUGAUUGAGGAGCGUAUGGAGCAAACAGCAAAGGCCAGGCAAGAUCUACGAGCUCUAGUUGUCGGGGAAAAUAAGAGAUUAGCCGCCGUAGAGAUAAACAGGAAAAAACUCACGCAAAUGCACCACCUGGAGGUAAAUGGCGUUGAGCCUGAAAAGAGGGAAGCGUUGGUCGAGAAAUUAAAGAAGAGUAUUGCCGAGCUACACGCCCAAUCGGAUCAGCAACAUCGCAAGCACGAGUUGCAGAUGCUUAAGUUGCAUUCGCAGCUUUUCAAUUUUUUGGUUUACUUGGGCAUGGAUAGGUGCUACAGGAAAUAUUACGUUUUGGAGUCUAUGCCUGGGAUCUUUGUCGAGCAUUCGCCGGACAGCCUUGACACUUGUUUGGAGCAACCAAUAACAAAUAAGUCCCAAAUAGAAAUUCGUCAGCAGUCUGCAUUGCCAAAGAAUCGCAAGGACCUAAGGGUAUAUCUACUCAAACUCUACGGAGACGACGAAAAGAAAACUAAGAAAAAGGCCAAGCACUCUCUAGAGAACAAGGAGAACCAAGAGCAUCGCCUUAACGGCAGUGCAGAACCCAUGGAUGUCGAAUCUGAUUCUCCAGAGGCUCCCACUCAUUUUGAGCUCUUGAUGUGCAGUGGUGACAAACGAUCUUGUAUUGUGCAUGAUUCAAGAAAUGGGCAACGGCAGCGUUGGGCAUAUAUUUACAAAGCCGAGGAGAUCGAUGAAUUAAUUAAGGCUCUCAAUCCCAAUGGUCUCCGUGAAUAUGAACUCCUUCAAGAGCUAUCCGUUCUGCGUUCCUUAAUCGAACAGCAUGCUAAGACCUGCCCAGUAGACUUGCUAAGUCUAGAAAACGAAACAAUGCGCAAGAAGUUUAUGGCGGCGAUGGAAUCUGAAACUAACCGUAAAUACGGAGAAGCAAACUUUGGGUUACCGAAUGGGACCGAUCUAAACGAAGUGAUGCGCUUGCAUUUAGUGGAUCGAAUUAUUCAAUUUGAAAAUGAUAUUUACACUGGUGAUCUCGGCCGCCUGAAAGUUAAGGAUAUGGAAAAGUGGCGAAGUGACUUGCUUGGAGGCAAUUACGACGCUCAGUGCAAGUUGCAGUGGGGCCCGGGUGGCAAGUUGGAAGAUGAAGCUGGUUCUGACAACGAAUCCCACGAAACUCACGAGGAGGACGAUGGCGCACUAUUAGGUAAAUAUGCCAGGAAACCAUAUCGCGAUCCUGGCAUGUAUUUGGCAGCUUCUGCAGACACAAAACCCCUACCAGACAGCGACGAUGAGGAGGAUCAGCAUACGAAUGCCGUCUCGAUUCCUAUCGCCGUGCAUAACAUGGCCUCGGCCCUUCUGCAAGUGGAGCAGGCUAUUGGAAAACGGUUUCUGAAGGAACCCUACGGCAUGAAGAAGUGGGACCCCAAGCAGGAGGCUUUAAAACUUGCCUGCGACUCGCGUUUGCACCAGUGGGAAGUUUCGCUAAUGGAAAGUACAAGCUUUGCUCAAGUCUUUCUGCACCUAAACAUCUUGCACGACUGUAUUCAGUGGAGGCGUUCCACCAAUAAGUCAUUAUGCAAGGUCUGCAGGCGUGGCAGCGAUCCGGAGAAGAUGCUGCUGUGCGAUGAAUGCAACGCUGGCACUCACAUGUUCUGCCUGAAGCCUAAGCUGAGGUCUGUACCCCCGGGCAACUGGUAUUGCAAUGAUUGCGUAAAGAGUCUGGGUCUCAGCAAUGGUCAAAACGAAAAGGAUAAAAAGCAGGCGACAAAGAAGAAACGCAAGUUUAUCGUAGAAGAGGAGGAUGAUGAAGCUACAGACGAAGAAGAGGAAGAGAAAAAGGAUGACGAUAUGACCGAUGAGGAUGCGGAGCACGAGAACGAAAAACACGAUGAGGACGUUGAGGACGACGAAAGUGUGACCUCUACCCCCUCAUCUUCCAGAGUCAAUGGGCGAAUUUUAAGGCGACCCCGCACACGGCCAACAAGCAGAAGACUUACUUCGAAAGAGAUCGAAGAACAUGCUCAGGAAGACGUUGACAGCGGAGACGUCAGCGAUGACGCAUCCUUAACCGCCGGUGAAGAUACGAUCGAAGACGAGUCAGAUGAGGAAAAGGUGUGUCAGAAGUGUUUCUACGAUGGCGGUGAAAUCAAAUGUGUGCAAUGCAGGCUAUUCUUUCACCUGGAAUGUGUUCACCUCAAGCGACCGCCUCGCACAGAUUUCGUUUGUAAAACCUGCAAGCCGAUGCCACAACGACCUAGGCGCCGGCACAGUAACAUGAAUGGUGAUCAUGACCGCGAUGAGGAGGAGCCAAAAGCAAAGCGACCACGUAACUCUUUGCGCCUAUCUAUCGACAAGACCGCCCGCCCAAGCAACGGCAACAACAACAACAAUAAUAACAACAGCAGCGUCAAUAACAACAACCAUCGCAGAAGCGGGCGUCGGACGAACGAGCACAUGCCGUUGAACAGUGCCGCCUUGUACGAUCUGCUUGAGCAGAUCAUGAAGCACAAGGCCGCUUGGCCGUUUCUGCGACCAGUGCUGACAUCGGAGGUUCCCGACUACCAUCAGAUCAUCAAAACGCCCAUGGAUCUAGCUAAAAUCAAAUCCAAGCUAAACAUGGGCGCCUACCAGCUAAACGAGGAGCUGCUCAGCGACAUUCAGUUGGUGUUUAGAAACUGCGAUUUGUACAACGUAGAAGGCAACGAAAUAUACGACGCUGGUUGUCAACUAGAACGAUUCGUGAUCGAUCGAUGUAGGGACAUGCAGCUACCGUUUAGGCCUAGCGAUAUGAACGGGGAAGUCAAAGCUUGCUGAGCCGGACGCUGAUCUCCACCAGCUAUCGUGUAAAUUAGUUAGUCUACUCUAAGCCGUAGUUGAAAACCAUAUAUAUUUAAGCACAAAUAUUAAGUGUAUUUAAAGAUCUUUAUUUUCGUGCAUGUCAGUUCUAAGUUCAGCACACGCAUAUGCAAAAAAUCCUUAUCUGUUGGUUUAUGAGACUUUAUGUAUUUAUAAAUUAUUGUAGACACUACGAAAAUUCCACAAUCAAUAAAUGAAGUGACCGGAAACAAACGAUUC